CCGAGGACCGGCUGCUCGGCAGUCUGUCACGGGGCGAAGAGCGGGAACCACGUUAACCGGUUCCCCGGUUACGGACGCACAUAUACACACACUCAAAGACAUCCAUAUAGCGAGAGUCUCAGAGCUCUUUCUUUUGUACGAUACGUAUACCUUUUGCAGCAGCCAGAGGCAGUAGUUGCUCGCCCGGCGUUGCCUGCACCAGCAGCAGCAGCAGCAGCAGCAGGAUCACACCACACGGAGCUCCAGUGAAAAAUCAUACGUUCUUUUUUUCUCUCUCGCUCGCUCUCUCACGGAUCCUCGACAGUGCUACAACGCGCUCUCAUGCGCCGGACGAGUCGCGGCAUCGGCUCUCCUCCGCUGUAGAAGCGGCCAGUGAAUUGCGCGCCGCGAGUAUAGCGCAUUCCACGUACGAUUUUUUUUCGAGUCGAGAGUGUUUGUCAGUCAGCGAUCGCCGCGAGUGAGCCUUUCUGAAAGGCUUGAGACAAUCAUCAACGACGCAACGAGUCUACGACAGCGAUAACAUGCUGACGGAUAUGACACCGGCGGCUGCCGGACAGCUCUAUCCGCAGCUACAGUCCAUCAGCAAGUCGCCAGUUCACGGACACGUGGAUCAUCCGGGACUGCGCGGCACGCCGCUGGCGAUGCUCGCGGCCCAGUGCAACAAGCUGAGCAGCAAGAGCCCGCCGCCGCUGGCGGACGCGGCCGUGGGCAAGGGCUUCCACCCGUGGAAGAAGAGCCCGCAGAGCAGCGGCAGCUCGCCCCAACACUCAAGCCAGUCGGCCGGCUGCACGACGACCGGCGUCACGCAGCGGCCCACCGCCACGAGCAGCGCCGGCAGCACCGGCGGGGGCUACGCUCGCGCCCCCGUCACCUCGUGCGCCUCGACCGCGCCCCAGUACGCCAGCGACCUCUACUUCCCGGGCACGGCCAGCGCUCAGCCGGCCAGCGAGCACCACCACCAGACGAGCAUCCUCGGCAAGGUGGAGGGCGCCACGCUCGGCUCAUGCUCGGUCUACGGUCGGCACCCCUACGAGUCCUGGCCGUUCAACGCGAUGCCCGGCGCGAGCCACGGCGGCAUCAAGGCCGCCGACGGCUGGUGGGACGUGCACGGCUCGACCGCGGGCAGCUGGCUCGACGUCAGCGGCACCGUGGGCGUCGGCGUCCACGCCGCCCAGAUGGCCAACUACUCGGCCGCCGCUGACUACUCGACCAGCCUGGCCCUAGCCGGCAACCACCUGCUCAGUCAGACGAGCGCCGGGCACAACCUCCUGCAGGACACGUACAAGUCCAUGCUGCCCGGUGGCCCGCCGAGCUUCGGUCUGCACCACCACGGCGGCGCUGGCGGCGGCGGCGGCGGAGGGGCCUCCAGCCCGCAAGGGAACGCGGGCGGUGGUGGGGGCGCCGGAGCCGGCGUCAGCCAGGCCCCCUCGCCGCGCUCGCAGCGCCGCUACACCGGACGCGCCACCUGCGACUGCCCCAACUGCCAAGAGGCCGAGCGGCUCGGACCGGCCGGCGUCCAUCUGCGGAAGAAGAACAUCCACAGCUGCCACAUACCCGGCUGCGGCAAGGUCUACGGGAAGACGUCCCACCUGAAGGCCCACCUGCGCUGGCACACGGCGGCACCUUCGAACCCACACCGGCGAAAAGAGAUUCGCCUGCCCGGUCUGCAACAAGCGGUUCAUGCGCAGCGAUCACCUCGCGAAGCACGUCAAGACGCACAGCAGCAGCAGCAGCAGCGGCAGCAAGGGCAAGGGGGGAGCGGGGAGCUCGUCGGCCGAGUCCUGCUCCGACAGCGAGGACAACGGGAGUCAGCAGAGUCCCACUUCCAGCUCGGGGGCGGGUCAGGUGCAGGUGUCCCAGGUAACGCUGCCGGCGGGUCCGCAGCCGGCCCAGCAGGCUCCCCAGCAGCCAAUGCAGCAGCAGCUGGGCCAGCCGGCGCACCAGCCGGGCAGCUCGCCUCCGGACACCAGCACCAACUCGCUGCCGAGCAGCGCCAACAACACCUUGUCGCAUCAGUCGACGGCGCCCAUGACCCCCAUGCAGAUGACGCAUCCCUCGUCUCUGAGCCAACACCAUCCCCACCACCCGCAUCUCCCGCCGCUAAUGCACCACCACCCGCACCAUCACGUGGCGGCGGCGGCAGCGGCGGCGGCGGCCUCCGUCUCGGCCCAUCACCAUCAUCAUCAUCAUCAUCCUCACGCCGGGAUGAGCAUGCACUGAGCCCGGUGGGGCCCGGAGCAGCCUCCCACGCGGCCCUGGGCUCCCCCCUAUCCUACCCACUGAACCUCAACCUCAUCCACCACCAGAACUCCCAGUCUGCGGCGGCCUCGAUGCUCGCCAUGCAGCAGUCCUACCAGCAGCACCAGCAGCAACAAGCCCAGCAACAAGCCCAACAGCAACACCACCACCAACAGCAGCAACAUCCCGGCUACUCCCAGCAGAACCCCGGCACUCCCGGCCAAGCUCAGACCCCCUCGCCAUCCUCGCCGCCACCUGUACAUAGUCUCUAAUAGGCCGACACUCCUACGCGCUACCCCCUUCUCCUUCGCACGCCACAUGUUUUUUGAUUGAAUUCUCUCGAUACUUUUCGACUCUUCUUAUAUAUAUACGAGAUGAUGAUGAUUAUUAUUACGAUUACGAUUAUUAUUAUUACGAUAUCUAUGGAAUACGGACUACUGCUACUUUCACCAAAAUUGUGAACGACCACCUGCACAUACGGAACUCUCGUUGUGUACUCGAAUGGGGAGCUCGUUUAGACUAUAUACAUAUGCAGAAAUGCAGAAAGUAAGAGAGAGAGAGAGAGAAAGAGAGAGAGAGAGAGAUACUAUAUAUAUUAUUGAAAAAAAGAAACAC
Messenger RNA from Nasonia vitripennis (jewel wasp), 2853 nucleotides. RefSeq names its product buttonhead/sp8-like (gene Sp1). Gene Ontology annotation, molecular function: DNA-binding transcription factor activity, RNA polymerase II-specific; RNA polymerase II cis-regulatory region sequence-specific DNA binding. Bases 522 to 2510 code for a protein of 662 amino acids. The transcript has 3 exons. Gene Ontology annotation, biological process: regulation of transcription by RNA polymerase II. The record is from RefSeq and is a predicted model, not a curated record. Lineage: Eukaryota; Metazoa; Arthropoda; Insecta; Hymenoptera; Pteromalidae.